Molecule: messenger RNA, 1644 nt
Organism: Lasiodiplodia theobromae
Lineage: Eukaryota; Fungi; Ascomycota; Dothideomycetes; Botryosphaeriales; Botryosphaeriaceae
Exons: 3
Coding region: 1-1644 (547 amino acids)
Source: RefSeq, a predicted model, not a curated record
AUGUCAGCCAACGACAAACCCAUUCCCACAGUGACCAUUACAACCGGUCGUCGCCCGUCGACCGACUCGUUCGCCACUUCGCUCAAGACGCCCCGGACCGCCCGCUUCGCCGAAGCCACUUCCGUGCACUCUCCUCUCGAGCCCACCCGCUCCCCCUUCUCCGAUCCUCCCACAAACCACUACGCGCCCCAGCCUCAGCCCGCCGACGUGGGCUUCGGCUAUCUCAACAACCGCACCUCGGGCCACGAAUCCUACACCGGCGUCGAGAUGGAGGAGACCGACCGGAGAUACCUGCCCCCACCCACGCCCAAGAGCCCGCUCAAGAGCGCCCUCAAGUCGCCCGGCGCCCCGCCCCGCAACUUCGAGACCGUCUUGAGCCCCACAUUCCGCGAAGAGCAGAUCCUGGAGAAGCAUGAGGGCGAUACCGAGAAGGAGCAGCAGAAGGACCUUAAAAUCAAGUUCCGCGUGCGAGUUGCCAAGCUCUUCCUCCGCGGUAUCAACUUCAGCUGCAGUCUCAUUGUUCUCUCCAUGCUUGCAGCAACCUUCUCCAUCUUCAAUGCCACAAAGCACCUGCCCGCCCGCAGCAACCUGCCUCCUUGGGCGGAAAACACCAAGACCUGGCCCCAGAUCCUUCUGCUCGUCAUUGCAUGUAUCUCGCUGUUCAUGUCCAUUGUCAUCCUCGCCGCCUACUGGAGAGGCGGCCACCGAAGAGCAGAGAAGGUUGCCGUCUACUACACCGUCUUUGCCGUGGCUUUCUUCAUCUUUAGCAUCGUCAUGUGGGCAAUUGGCGCUGCUAUCCUGAACUCUAGCAAGGUCAACGGCAACGGCCAAGAUAUGUGGGGCUGGGCGUGCAAAGACAAUAAGCGCCGCGAGCUCUUCGAAGCCGAGGUCCAGUACGCGCUUGUGUGCAGGCUUCAGGACUGGUCCCUUGUCUGCUGCAUUAUCGAGGUUGUCAUCGAGACGCUGACAAUCAUCGUCUACGGCAUUGUUUUCUACCGCUUCUGGUCCAAGCGCAAGCUCCGGAAGUCGAUGGCAGUCCGCGACCGCGCCCGCUCUGACCUGUACCUCGCCCAGCUUCGUUCGCAGUCGGCACCUAACACCCCUGGCUUCGGCCCGCCACCGCUCACUCCUGGUGACGGCUGGAAGCCUCCGCCAGGCCACCCGCGCUACGUCGACCCUCUGUCCGCGGCUGAGAACGGCCACGGCGCCUUCCAAGAGAGCCAGGAGAGCGUCCAGUACCCGCGCGGCUUCGCGGAGCCCAAGCCAUUCCAGCUGCAGCCCCCGCCGAUCCGCGUCACGGGCGCUACGCCGAAGAUGCAACAGAAUGGGUUCGACGAUGCGCCCGUUCCGCCCCAGCCCCAAGCCGGCGGCGCCGAUGUCAGUCCGCCCUCCAGUCGACACCCAAGCCCGCCGAACGACACCAGCUAUCGUCAGCCUUCACCGCCGCAACCCAUGAGCCCUAGCUUCGCUCCUCAGCCUCAAGAACACAUCCAGGAGCAUGUGCCCGCCGCUCCCGGUGAGCAGCAGUACGAGGCUGUACCCAUCCCUGGCGCGUACGGCUCGCCCAUGACAAGUCCCAGCUAUCCUCCGCCGCAGCAACAGCACGGGUUUGAUUUUGGCCUUCAGCAGCAACAUCGUCAAUAA